UUUUCUGCGCGACAGAUCUCGCACUCGUGUUUAAAUCUCUCACUUCCGGUCGGUCGAUUACUACGUAUGACGUUUCUCUUCUUUAUUUGCAGUCGCGGUCGCAUUGUCUCAUUGUCGACUGCUGAUCGUCGUGUUCUGGUAUAGCUGCAAGAUCAGAAUUUCAUGAGGUGAGGUAUCGCGCCCGCGAUGCCGUAGUCGCGCCGUCGUCCGUCGACGGUCGCGCGCGAGGCCGGAAGUGACGUCAGGACAUCCGUUCAUACACAUACUACAGCGUCCGCGAUCCAAGAUGUCCGCAGUCUUACGAUAGAACGCGUACCUUUACGGCGUGUUGUCGAGGUAGAAAUUGAGGGGUACAAUUUCGGGCGCGAACGGUUCCGGAUUGUCCCGCACGUCACGCACGACCCGGAAGAUCGCUGCGGCACGUCCGCGAUUCCGCGGCGCGUGACGCGAUCACGCGAGAGGAUCGGGAGCGACUCGGAAAGUGAGAAGGAGAACGAGAGGAAGAGAAGGAGAGUGUGCGCGUGAGCGAGAGCGAGAAAGACGGAGCGAGACGGGAAAUCGAGAAGCGUCAACUCUGGAGCUUCGCGCAUCGACACGGUCGUUUACGGUUCGUUGAGCUCCAUCCGCGGGUCAUCCGCCUCCACGGCGCCGGCUAUCCUCGGAACAAUCGCGUCGCAGCCUCGACCACCUUCGUGGCCGCGGACCGUUGCCGUUGACGAGGACGACGACGACGCCGUCCGCCGUCUCGCAGCCGCAGCCGCAAUCGCACCGCGAGCGUGCCGCUGUUAUCCACUUGCAGCUCGACGACGAGGAAUCGAGGCAACGACGCUCCCUCGAUGUCGGUCGCCAAAGCGGACGACGAUUUCGCCACGAUAUACGUCUGAGAUCCCGCGACGGCUGCGAGCGCGCCACGCAAAACAGCAGCAGCAGCAGCAAAUUUAUGAGAGGAAUUCAGUGGGUAUGAAUUUUAGCAAUAGUCAAGAUGUCAAGCGACAGCGAUUAUACUUGUAUGAUACGUCAUCAUACUCACAAGCGCAAGAAAAUUGUCAUAAGCGACAGCGACAGUAGUGACGAAUCUCUAGUUAUACAAACACGAAGGAAGAAAAAAAUACUUAGAGUUGUUAGCGAAGGAGAAAGUAGCAGCGAUGAUAGUGAUUUACCUAAGCCUGUGAUUAGACGACAAAACCAUAGAGUUAUUAGUGAGGAUGAAUCUAAUUACAAUAGUAGCCCAGGAGGAAGCAGAUGUAUUGAAGAUGGUAAGUAUGGUAAUUUAUUAUAAUUAUGGUAAGAUAGUAAUUUAUUAUUAAUAGCUAUUAUUUAGUGUUAACAUUAUAUAUAUAAUAAAAUAUCCAAUGUGUAUGCUACAGAUAGCAGUACUACAUCUGAAUGGGAAAGCGACUGGUCUAGUUCCAAUGAAUCAGAAGAAGAUACUAAGAAAUAUAAAACUAAACGUAAAGUCUUAUCUAAAACAAAGAGUAUUGAUAAGCCUGGUUCUUCUUCAUCAACCAAUGCCAAUAUCAACUCUGAAAGUAGUGACGAUCAAUCAUCAGAAAAAUGUCCUAUAUGUUUGCUGCCAUUUAGGAAACAGCAAGUCGGUACUCCUUCUGUAUGCGAUCACUGCUUCUGUUUGGAAUGUUUAUUGGAAUGGAGUAAGAAUAUUAAUACUUGUCCUGUGGAUCGCUCACCCUUUACUUCUAUCAUUGUUAGAGAACAUUUUGACGGCAAGAUUAUAAAAGAAUUACCAGUAGAAAUUGUACCGCGUAUUGAAAAUCAAAUGCUGGAUGAUCCAACAUUUUGCGAAAUAUGUCAUCAAAGUGACAGGGAAGAUCGAAUGUUACUUUGCGAUGAUUGUGAUCGCGGCUAUCAUAUGGAAUGUUUAACGCCUCCAAUGACUACAGUCCCUAUUGAAGAAUGGUAUUGUCCGGGAUGUAGUGAUAACGCCAGAACGUUUGUGUCAAAUUUUAUACCAACUCUUAUAACACCGAGAAAUUCUGGUCGGUUUCUCCGUGAAAUAAGGAGAAACUUAAGCAUAUUUCGUAAUAUACUUCCUCAAGCCAAUGAUCGUGCAUAUGUACCUGUCAGUCGCGCUCAAACUGCACAUCAUCGCGAUCCAGCGGAUGUUGCCGUGCCACUUAUCGAUCCGAAUCAGCCGUCUACUUCGUCCGGCCUUGAUUCAAUUGGUGAUAAUAGCCGAAGUCGUUCACCGAAUACUAGCUUAGAAGGUACUGCCUCUUCCACGCGCUCGAAUACAAAGUCUAAGACUAAAACGAUGAAAAGAAAAAAGAAAAAGCUCACGAAGAGCUCUAAAAAAAUCAGUGACCUAGUUCGAGAAGUAAGAAUCAAAGAGUACAACAAUGAUGGCGAAGAGGAGGAAAUAGUGACGUAUGUCAAAGUCGCAUCAUCUACAUCAAGGAGGAAGUGUAAGAAAAGAACAAAGAAAACGCGCAAGAGGAGAAAAUAUAAAUGUCGUGCGCGCACUGCAUCCAUGCUGACAAACACUCGAACAGUAAAAAGAAGAUUGGCCUCUACACUCGGUAUGAAGAAGCCGAAAGUGCCAUUGCUCUUACCUACCAUGAAAAGUAAUAGCUCUAUUCCUGAGAAAAGCAUUCUCACGAACGCUAGAUACAGCGCUGGUAUACCUCAAGUCAGUCUUUUUGGAAAUAAUCUAGGAUUAGAUUACAGUCCACCUGGAUCGGAUGACGACGAUGAAUAUUCCAUUGGAAUUGGACAAGGUCCGAUAAUAAAUGUACGACAACGACGAUUGGCAGUACCAUCGAUUAGACGUCGCACCGCUCUAAAAGAUAUCGUCAAUCCUGUCAGUGAAAUGAAUAAUGCUGGCAUAACGGAUCUUUUGGAUAGUAUAAUGAGCAGUCAGGAGCUGUGGCACUCGAUCAAAAAAGACGACGUGAUUCUGAAGGGUGACGGCACAUUAAUGGUGAAUAAUUCUGAGAAGGAAAAUAAGCACAGCAUUAAUAACAAUGAAAGCCCGAAAAAGGAAAAGCAGGACGAAGAGGAAGUCACGCGGCGGGAGGAGGCAAUCUUGGAGGAGGUGGACACGCCGUUGGAUCUAUCUAAUAUUAAUGCCAAUGACAUCACGCAGGCGCCUAUGUACAAUAAUCCUUGUGGCGGAGGUGGUGGCGGCGGUGGUGGCGGCGGCGGUAAUCGAGGCAACUUCCGGGGUGGUUACGGUCGUGAUAACAGUCGACAUGGUGGCCACGGGGGGCAGACUUACGGCGGUGGUCGGGAUUCGAUGCCGCCGGGCGGUGGUGGCAGACACAAUUACAGCGGUGGGACUGGCGGCGGCGGUCCGCGGGACAACUUCGGGAAUCGUGACUUCGGUCCGCCGCCGUUUUUCAAUCCUAAUUUUGAGCACUGCGGCGGACCACCCAUGUUCGGUGCCCACGUACCGCCGCCACCGUUCCGCAGCCGUAAUCCCCAGCAUUUUCGCAACGAGCGGCUGCGUUUUCCGCCGCCACCACCACCUGCCGAACGACCGUUCAAUUUUACAGACGGCAGUGGUGGCUUCGAGAGGCCACCGUUUCCGCACGUGACGGAUCGUUUCCCUAGGCCUAGGCCACCUCCGUUGGGCAUGCCACCUGGUCCGUCCAUCCCUCCACCGAAUAUGCACAACAGUCUACCUCCGGUUAGUCUACCGGAGGAUAUGACGGGGAAUUAUCAGCCACCUCCUGAGCAGAACGAUCGCAUUGUGAUACCAGAUCCGGUCGCUGUGACCGUUUCACCUAUAGUUGCGUCUCCUGCAGCCGCGUCACCUGCCACGCGACAGGACAACGAUGACUGCGAUAUUUAUUGCGACAUUGAACCGCCGUCCAAACCUGAUUGUGAGGCACAAGAAGAACUUCAUAGUAAUGGUUCGAUGAUUCUAUUGCCGCCACCAGAGCCGCCAUCUGGUUUGCUGGAUUUCGAAGAAAAUUCUAGAAGUGAUAAAGACGACAGCGAGCAGGAAUUAGUGAUCGAUGACAGCCAUAAGGAGGAUACAUCGAGAGAGCUGCCGACAAGUGGCGACAAGUAUGAUCCAUUUGCGGCCGACAGUGACAGCAACGACGAUGCCACUACUCCGUUAACGUUACAAAAGGCGACAUCGGAGACAGCCGAAGUAUCACGGAAUAGUUGUAACAUACCUAUGCCGAUUGCGCCGCCGUUGGUUUCCACAACCUAUCCUUCGAUACCGACGACUGCCGCGAUUCAGAAUAGGGAACGCCCACAAGAGCCUAUUCGGCUGACUGCAUACGAUGAUGAUGACGACAAUGAUUCGCAGUCAGACUGUCCGAAUUUCUCCAUCUACUCGUCGCAAACUAUGGAUGUGGCUAGGCAUACAGAACAGGAGCUGUCGCAGCAGCUUGGACCACUCCAGCCACCACCGAUACCGCCCAACAUUCCCGAUGACGACGAUAUUAUCGUAGGAGACGUUCAAGCCUGUGAUUUCCCGGAUGUACCACCAGAACCAGCCAAUCCAUAUCUCGAAGCGCUACAGAAGGAACGACAAACUUUGAGUAAGAUACCACCAAAGAAGAUUUCGCACGACUCGCAUCGUGGAAAAAUCACUUUUAAGAUAGGUAAUAAGCUGAGACUUAACAACCGACUGAGUGGCCUGCACUCGGAAGACCAUUCGCAAAAUACAAGUUUUCUUCAGAAGAAGACGCCAACCGUACAGUCGAUUGAUAAAUUGCAAGUUGAGCGAGAUAGCGACAAAAAUGUCAGUUCGUCAAAAUCAGCAAUGGAAUCCACAGUCGUAAAACCAUCAAUAGUAUCGAAUCAAUUAAUAAAGAUAGGGCCAGGAUUUGCUGAAGAGGAAGAAGAAGUGGAAGAAGAAAAAAGUACAGAGCUCGCUAAAUCGAGCUCAAAGAAGAAAGAGCCUCUCAAGCCUGCGAGUCGACACGAAAGCAAGGAACUUCAUUCGGAAAGCUCAUCAGACGAGGAAACUACGAAGAUAGAUGAGAAAACAAAAGACAUCGACGCUUCGUCCAAUAAGAAAGAGGAAGAAGACAGUGAAUGGGAAAUGUUGGAUACGCCGAGUGAGAAUGUUGCAGUUGCGGAGAGUGCGGAGUCAUCCGCGCUUGACACGGCCGAGAGAUUGUCGCCGAGAAAAUUGGAUGGUAGCGAGCUGAGCAUAGAGUGCAGCUCGGAAGACUUGGAAGGCGGCGACACGACGAGCAAGAUCGCGUUGUCGCACUCGAAAACCGAAUCGCGGGAUGAGACGAGUGCGCGCGACGACUCGCGAGAUCGGGAGUCGAGCAGCGAUGACGACGAACGUUUGCCGAGCAGCUGCAAGCUUGCUGAGGCAGAUCGCGACGAUAAGGACGACGAUAAAGCAUCGAGCGACAACGAAGAUCCAAACUCAUCGGACCAGCGACACGAAAAGGCGAGCUUCUCGACGGUGGACGACGAGGCGGAACAGUUCCCUAUCGAGAAGGAUAAGCUGGACGAGUUGCCUGCGCCUGCCAUCACCAUCGACAACAAUUGGGAGUCAGAUGGCGCUUACACGCCCUGCAAGGAUGAACUACCAAUAAGAGACGAAAUGCAGGUGGAGCGUUACACGACAUCAUUUGAAAUCGGCUUGGAGCCCAUCACGCCGACGAAAGACAAGACGAAUGACGAUCUAGACGAUUGCAGAUCACCGACUGGUUAUGCCGAAUUGGGCACCGAGGCUAUCUCUGAAACUGACGAAGCGAUAAAUUUCGAGGAGGAACUGAAUGCUCUGAUGUUACGCAAAGAAAAGGAGAUGGAGGACGGUGAGAUACUGGAUGAGAGUAAGCUGGAUAUAAAGGAACGGGAAAAAUUGAAAGAGGAUAAAGAGGACGAUAACAAGAAGAAGAGAAAGAAGGACAAGAAGGAGAAGAGCAAAGAGAGCACGGAGAAAAACAAAGAGAAUAUCUCAUCAGAUAAUCUGGUCUCGUGGAAGAAACUUUCGAAGAGCACAAGAGACAGGCCAUAUCGUGAUAAGGACAAACGGUCAAAAUCGAGGGAAAGGGAGAAGGAGAAGGAGAAGGAGAAGGAUAAAGACAAGUCCUUCAAGAAAAAGACAAAGGAAAUUGGUAAAAAGAAAGAAAAGAGGAAAGAACUACCGCGGUAUGAUGUGAGAAAGAUUGUAGCCGAGAAACCGUCUCGGCCGCGAAAAGACGAGUACGGCAGGGAUAUCAGGGAAAAAUCACGAAGCAGAUCGAGAAGUCGUUCUUCGAAUAGGAUGCAGUCUGGCUCGAAGGAUCAACGGAGUCGAUCAUACUCAAAGGGACGGUCUAAAAGUAGAUCUCGCCUCCGAUUGUCCUGGUCGAGGGAUCGUGGUCCGUCGUACUCCAAAUCAUGCAGCUCUAAUUCACGUAGAAGAUCAUCGUCCCGUAUUAGACGCAAGUCGCGCAGACGAUCUCUGUCGAGACGACAUUCCAUCUCUCGUAGGCGAUCGCGAUCGCUGUCGCGCAAACGACGAUCACUGUCACCCAGAAGACGCGGCAGGCGAUCGCUAUCGAGAUCGCGUGACAAACGAAAGGAGAAAGCGAAGAAGUACAAGUCGCGCAGUCGCUCGAGGAAUCGCAAGAGGUCGCGCAGCAAGUCGCCGAAGAGAACGACAUCCAAGACACGUGACAAGAAGCACAGCAAGAGGAAGGCGCACAGCCGAUCACGAUCGAAAGGCAGGUCGAUCUCGCGAGAGCGGGACCGCAACAGGAACUGGGAUCAAUUGAAUGAGAAGAGCGUGGAACAGGAGCAGCAGUUCCCGCGUGAACGCGAAGAACGUUCCUGGAGUGCGCAGUGGACGCCGUCCUGGUCACGUUCGAGAUCGAAGACGCCACCGCAUAUCCAAGAGGAACGGAUCAGCUCGCGAAACUGGUCACCACCACCCGUGCUAGAUAGCGUAUCGCCGAAGAACCUGACUGUCAUAUUAACGAACAAGGAGGCGAUAAAGAAGAAAAAGAAAGAACGACGGAAAGAGAGUCGGAAAUCUAAGGAGGCAGAAAAACGACGGAAGAGCAAACGCAAUAGGACCCCGCCGCCGUCAAAAGAAGUGUUUGCGAGCGGUGAUAAUAUUCUGGUUAGUGUGUGCUUCAACAAAGACAACGAGAUGAAUCCAUCGGCUACGCCGGAGUUACCUCCGACUAUUCCAUUGUCGCCGCCAAUAAAACGUCGAAGAAGAGAGUCCGUUCAGAUUGAGCCGACACCUUCCGCGAAGCGAUCGAAGAAGGAGAAGACGAAGGACAAACGGUCCAAAUCGCCAAAAGUGAAGAAGGACAAGAAGAAGAAGUCCAAGGCAGCGGAGAUCGCGGCGACGAAGAAGCCCGUGGCCGUAAUCGAUUUGGAUCAAUCGCCGUUCCGUGAACAGACGCCUUCUCCGCGUGAUGUUAUUAUCUUGAGCGAUGAUGACGAUAAACAAGCGCAAGAGACGCUCGCCGCGUCACCAGAACAAUGCCCACCGUCGCAAGCGUCACCGCCGCGCGAGCAGUUCGUCUCGCAAGGCCCGAAAACACCGCCGGAGCCACAAAUCAAAUUCUCUAUAAACAAGCAACCCAGUAAUCUUAGACCGUCCUUGAUAAAUCCAUUGUUGGAAGAAGAAGAGGAAGAAGAGGAGGAGAUGAUGGACGAGCGAGCCGAAGAGGAGCUUGAAAUGCGGGCACAGGAGGAAUUGGAACUGCGUCUCAAGAUCGGUCCUAAUACGCCGCCCGAACCACCCACGUCUCCUCCAACUUCACCAGAUGCUUACGAUCCUUUCGAUCCUACCAAAUCCCGCUCACCGACGCCGGACGCGAGUCAGGAAGCUACGCCGAAUGACGAGCGAGAUCGAGGACAGCGCAACUCGCCCAGGAAGCACGAGGGCCCAGUGGAUACUCCGUUGCCAUUAGAUGAGCCCAGUCAACAGCAGGAACAACCCAGUCAAGAGAAGCCGAUAGAAAAACCAAAGAUAAUAUCGAUGGUGACUAUCAAGAGGCCGUCGCCGCAGAGAGACGUCUCCGCGUCUCCCGUGCCGGAAAAUCAGGCGGACAUAGUCCAGUCAUGUAGCAGCAGUCCGCCCAAAACUCAGCAGAAUCCGCAGAAUGUGCAAUCAACCGCCAAUCCGUUUAGCACUAUCAAUCCCGUGUUGGCGACGGUGGCAGCCGCGGUGCAGAGGAGCUUCAACCCCAGCACUACAAUGCCCAACACUACACAAAGAACCCUAUUACAGCCUAAUCGCAUUUCGCCAAGUAAUCAGAUAAAGCAACGUACGAAUGAUAGGCCGCAGCUUCCUAACGUAUUCGCAAAUUCUGCAAAGUCAGCCGCCAUGGCGCGUUCUUCCAAAUCCACUCAGAAUAAAAACAGCUCGACGGUAGGUCAGAACGGCAGCGACGCAACCAUAGACAUGAUAAAUGAUAACGUCAUCGACAUGUCAUCACCAUAUUCACCGGGAUCGACUCUCAGCGACGGCCUGUUCGAUCCGCCGAGUCCCGCUAAUUUCAAUAACUCACCCGUCGCGAACGCACCACCGCCUGCCGCUGCUAAAACCAGCACGCCGAAGAUCAACAAGAGCACGGAGAAAAAAGAUCCAUUUGACGCACUGUUCGGUAGUAUACUGCCGUCUGUUAAGACUGCCACGAAAAAUAGAAGCAAAAAGGUCGCCAAGGAAAAGACGAAGAAGUCCACCAAUCCUAAAGUUGGAGUACGCAUGGACGAAAAUCAACUCCAAAUCCUAGAUGAUCUUCCUAGUUCUGCUGUGGAAAUGCAAGUUAAAGACAAGUUCCUUAAAAAACUAAAUCGACAAGAGAGAGUCGUGGAGGAAGUGAAAUUAGUUCUCAAACCCCAUUACACCAAAAAACACAUUACAAAAGAGGAAUACAAAGAUAUCAUGCGUAAAGCUGUACCUAAGAUAUGCCAUAAUAAAACGGGCGAGAUUAAUCCUAAAAAAAUAGCCCAUCUAAUAGAAGCGUAUGUAAGGAAAUGUCGAAAUAACAAGAAGAAGACUUCUGCCAAGAUAACGAAACCUGCGAAGACUCUAUGGAGUUGAUCACGUGUUGGCAAUUCUAGCGCAUUAGAAAUUCUUUCAACGUUAGGCCUCUCCCUAAACCACGCAUAAAAAUCACAUUCUAUCUUCUGGGUGGUAAGUGAAUUAGAAAUAUAUAUAUAUAUAUAUAUAUAUAUUGUAUAUGCAUAUACAAAUAUAUAUGCAUAUAUACAUGUACGUCUAUCGAUGAACGAGAUGUUAUGUGUACAUACAUAAUUCAUUAAUUGUAUAAGCGUAAUAUUUUUAUUUAUCUAAUUGUUUAAAUACGAGAGAAUAAGAGUUCAUGAUUACUAUUAUUAUUCACAAAUAUUAACGUCUAGACACAUCUUGCGCAUUUUCGCAAAGGCAUUCGACGAUGUAUAGCCUCUAUACGAAAUGGCCGUGUGACAUAUUAAUGCAACAUAUUUUAUUGUGACGUCUCUUGAAAUAAGUUCGGAUCACGAUCAACGAUCCUCUGCUAAUUAAGAAAUAUAUUGUACGAUAAGGUCAUAUUUUAGAGUGUGAUUGUAAUUCAGGAAAAACAAAACGAAACAAAAACGACGCUCAAUACGAGUCGCUAUUUAUGAGAGAGGGAGCAGAUUGCCAGGUGUAUUUUCUCGCGUUAUUGUAAAAUUAGUAAAAUUUUCAAACUUGGUGGAUUCUUAAACCUUUGUAUGAGCGAAAAUGACCUGUACGAAAAUCAGUUUUCGCACAAGUACAUUUCCGUAAACAGGAUAUGCGCGGUAUCUCGUUUCACUAUACAUACUCUAUAAACAGCAGACGAAAUUGCCACGCAUGAGACACAUCGUUUCCGAUCAGUGAAUUCAGAUGUAAAUAAAUCGUGUAUAAAAUUACCGGAGUUGUCUCUGUAUGUGAAAUCAAUUUUUAGGUUUGCGCAUUAUUAUUGCAAGUUCGCUUUUGACUCGUGUCUGUAUGCCCAAUAUUGGAAAACUGUACGUUUUUAUAUUAUAUUUUAACACCGUGAAAAAUUGUACAACGUCAAUCCCUUAUUCACAAUUCGUUUCGCUUAUGUUUUCAGAAAAGAAAAAUGAAUACUUGCUGUCUUAAAAAUAAUAUCACUGUAUUUGUAUUUCGUCUUUUGUGCUAAACGCAAUCUUAUGACUCAUAUGACUCAUAUGGUUCACGCGAUGUCUCUGAAUAUGUAUGUAUGUAUGUAUACAUAUGCAUACAUAUACGCUCGCAUCUUGCAUAUAUAAAAUCUUGAAUUUAUUUGAUGCGAUAUCUGUAAAAGACACGUUAAGGAUAAACGAAACGUAAAUCUAUAUAUGUUAUAAGGGCGAUCACUGCGAAAAUAAUUUUCAUUUUUUAAGAGAUACUCGAUGUUCCAAAACGCAGAAUGUAUAUUCAACUUAUGCUAACUGAGAUAUACCUGUAAUGAAAUAAUGGCUGCAACUUUCGCAUACCUUAAUGGAAGCGUGUUCAUUUUAAGCGCCGACACAUAGGUAUUUUUUCAAUCAAUAAGAAUGUAAAAUUAAUAAUCGAAACCAAUGUUCCAAAGGUAACGUUCCGUAUUUUUAACGACAUGUUGUGGAGAUCUUAAUUUUGGAAAAUGUAUAAAUCUAUCAUUAGCGAUUGAUAUAUCCAUAUUGUAUUAGCUGCCACAUGAAAUUCUGUUGUACAUUUUACCGGAUUGUAUGCUGAUAUCGUACACAAAUAUACUAUGUGUAUGGAUAGGUUUUAUACUUUUUACGCGUGAUAGCGGAAGUUACAUCCUCUUUGGAACGUAUACAGGUACUUAUAUAUACAUAUAUCAAAACGUAUGACACUGGCUAAAGCUGAAUUUAAGCGAAACAUGUGAAGAUCCCUAUCAUAGAAUAUAUCAUCAGUCAUCACAUCAAUAAUCAUAAUGCAACGGAGACAACACAAAAAUCGGAAUAUAAGAUGUUUUUGAGAUGUCUUAAAGAUGUCUUUUAAGCAUCUUUUGUCUCGAUUUUGAACUGUGUUAUUUGGGAAUGAUCUUAUUAAUGGUCAUUACGUCAGUAAAAUAAUGUUAAAUUCAUCAUUAAUUAAACCGUCGUUAAUCCUUGUGUGUAUGAACUCUCUUUUGUACUAAAUAGUAAUGUACAUAAACGAAAGGAGAAUAAAGAGUUUAAUAUUAUCGAAUUUA
Pogonomyrmex barbatus (red harvester ant) is the source of this 11087-nucleotide messenger RNA. It is a transcript of the gene PHRF1, whose product is annotated as PHD and ring finger domains 1. The record is from RefSeq and is a predicted model, not a curated record. Lineage: Eukaryota; Metazoa; Arthropoda; Insecta; Hymenoptera; Formicidae.